CUUGCCUCCACCGGGCGCUUUCUUCGGAAUCCUGACGGCGCCGGGUCUGCCGUUCAACUGGUUCAAGACUCAACAAAGCCUGCGAACCGCUAGGUCUUGGUUCUGGUCUUAGGAACUUGGUCUUGUCUUGUCUUGUCUGAUUUGGUCUGGUCUGGUCUGGUGCAAAAAAACAAAAUGCUGGUCCUGGACCGAGCGAGCCAUGGCCCAUCUGGCCCGGCGCCGUCAACGAACAAGGGUAGCAGGGAUCAUUCGUCUCUUGUCAUCCUCGUCGCCCACGUCACCUGCGCGCAACCACUUUCAGACCUUUCCUUUUCCCCUCUCACCAUUCUCUCUCCCAAGUCCCAACUUCCCAAGGCCUCUCCCGUCCCCUCCCUUGUCGGCAAACCACGCCCCUCUCUCAAGGACCCAAGCAGCAAAAUUCCGCCCACCCCGUCUGCAACCACACACACCCACUUGCUCCCCGCUUGGCCCGUAACCUACACACUGUUCCCACACACCCACGAGUCCACGACACCCCCUCCCCUUCCCAUCUCAAGUUCCCGCUGCAUUUUGGGUGGUGAACCGUGAGCCUGCCGCUGCUACAAACUGUAUGCCAUCCGCUGUCGCUCCUGCGCUGCACCUUGCAAAAAUCGCUGCUUCGCCCGGCCUUUCGCAAAGUGGAGGAGGCUGAGUUGACCCCAGUGGACCUGGACUGAUCCUGUCUAACAAAGCCCAAUUCGUCCCCCAAUCUCUCGUCUGUCUUUUAUUUCCUGCUUCUU
Colletotrichum acutatum is the source of this 758-nucleotide messenger RNA. RefSeq lists its product as uncharacterized. The transcript has a single exon. The coding region runs from base 175 to 567 and encodes 130 amino acids. Lineage: Eukaryota; Fungi; Ascomycota; Sordariomycetes; Glomerellales; Glomerellaceae. The record is from RefSeq and is a predicted model, not a curated record.